AUGAAUACAUGUACAAGGUGCUUGCGCACCCCUCUGAAAGCGCCCUGGAAAGCGAUUCAAUCUACCUCGCUACCGAGAGAGGCGUUCUCUUCGAGAGGCUUCGUUUCGACGGUUUCGCGGUCAACUAAAAUACAGUCGCGAAGAAUCUCAACGGAUUCUUCCAAAAGCAGCGGUAACAAAUAUGGGAAUCGCACAAAACUAGCCUUUGCUUUAGCCGUGUCUGGCUUUACCACUACAGUCAUACUUCUCUAUGGUGGUCAUCGAGACGCUGUGCGGAUGGAUUGGCAGCCCAAACGAAAGCCUGCUGUUGACCCAACUCCUGCACCGAGUUCAGGCAAGCCAGUGCCCCCUGGUGAGUCGGGGAAACCAUUUCCAGUGAAAUCACCAGGGCCGACAUCUACUAGGCGAUCAAUUUCCUUCGUGCCCGCGGGUUACGGAGAAACUGACCUUUCACACUUAGAUCCCUAUACGGUCCUCGGGCACGAACCAAUAGACGUAUCAAAAUUUCCCGUAGAGGAUGCUAUACUUACAACAGCACCAAACGUUCCUCCACCAAUUACCCGAGACCACCCGGCCCUUCUUCGCGUCCCAUUAACCACGACCACCAAGCUGUCGCAGCUUACAAGCGUGUACAAAUAUGAUCAAUGGACAUUCAAUGAUUCAGUUCCGGGACCGUUUAUCCGAGCACGAGCAGGAGAUGUAAUAGAAUUGACGAUAACAAACAAGGACCCAUCUGGUAAUCCGCACAACAUCGAUUGCCACGCGUUUAUAGGUCCUGGUGGCGGCGCACCGUUGACAACCGUGGGGUUCAACGAGUCCAAAACUGCAAGGUUCCAGCUUCUUUACCCAGGGUUAUACGUGUACCAUUGUGCAGCGGCCCCAGUACCAGUCCACAUCGCGAAUGGAAUGUAUGGCAUGAUAUAUGUGCAGCCGGCUGAGGGUGACCUCCCGCCAGUGGAUAAGGAAUACUUUGUUCUACAAAGCGAGUUUUAUCAUGAACCUCCUGAAGUUGAAGACGAUGGACGCCCAUCAUCCAUCGUAGAGUUUUCGUACCCUAAUGCUUUACGAGAAGAGCCCAACGUCGUCGUGUUCAACGGCAGCGAGUCGGCCCUCACAAGAGAUAAACCCCUUACGGCGAACAUCAACGAAACCGUGCGCCUUUUUUUUGGCAAUGCAGGGCCAAAUCUGACCAGCUCGUUUCACGUUAUCGGCAGUAAUUUCAAAAAUGUUUAUCGCGAGGGCGAUGUGAUCAGCCCACCUGGCCAGUGUAUACAAACCGUCUCUGUACCCCCUGGCUCUGCUACUAUAGUUGAUAUGGAGAUGUCGGUCCCGGGGACUUAUGCGCUCGUGGAUCAUGCUAUUUUCCGUAUGGACAAAGGGGCGGUGGGAUACCUGAAUGUCUCCGGGGAACAGAGACCAGAUAUCUAUGGGAGCACACAGCCCCCAGCGCCUUGUGUUGGGUGUAAAUUACAUCCUUGA
This is a messenger RNA of Coccidioides posadasii C735 delta SOWgp, 1479 nucleotides long. The record is from RefSeq and is a predicted model, not a curated record. Lineage: Eukaryota; Fungi; Ascomycota; Eurotiomycetes; Onygenales; Onygenaceae.